Messenger RNA from Nematocida homosporus, 672 nucleotides. RefSeq lists its product as uncharacterized. The transcript has a single exon. The record is from RefSeq and is a predicted model, not a curated record. Lineage: Eukaryota; Fungi; Microsporidia. Bases 1 to 672 code for a protein of 223 amino acids.
AUGAAAAAGAUACUAAUAAAACACGAUGAUCUCCAGUCUACUCAUAGAAUGGAAGCGGCGGCUAUUGCUACUCCAAUCAUAUUCGGCUUAUCAGCAGCCACAAUUAUAUCUGUUUUGGUCUCAGCGGGGAUUGUAUGCUUCAAAAAAAUGGUUGAUACAGAUCUGCCAAUGGCCAACUUGGGACUGACAUGUAUAGUAGGAGUCUUUGCAAUCAUUAGUUUCGCGGCUGUCUUCUUUAUUGAGUCUGGCUGGUCAUUAUUUGACUGUUACCAGAACACUAAAACAAGUAGAGCUGUCUUAUGGAUUGGCACUAUUAUUACUGUUAUUAUAGCUAGUUUCUUAACUUCUCUAUUCAUUUAUCUACAACUUAUUCACAAGAUUGAUUUCGAUCUUAUCUACAUACUCAAGACAGUCUUUCUAUUGGGAGCUGUCCUGUUGUCCAUGGUCGUAGGAAUCUGGCAUAACAUUACCUUCAAGGGACGUUUAGGAAAGAAUGCAUUGGCAAUCCGAUACCUUCUAUUGGGCGGCCUAGUUGUUCUUGGUUUGUUGGCUAUGGGUUGCAUUCAUUAUGAAAAGAGCAUUUAUGGUCGGUCCUUUGUUGUAGAUUAUAUCUCCGAUUGGCUUCUGAAGUACUUUGAUGGUAUAGCUGCCUUUUUGAGUAACUCACUAUAA